Sardina pilchardus (European sardine) is the source of this 2876-nucleotide messenger RNA. RefSeq names its product G protein-coupled receptor 171 (gene gpr171). NCBI's taxonomy places the organism in Eukaryota, Metazoa, Chordata, Actinopteri, Clupeiformes, Clupeidae. The record is from RefSeq and is a predicted model, not a curated record. Gene Ontology annotation, biological process: G protein-coupled receptor signaling pathway. Gene Ontology annotation, cellular component: membrane. Gene Ontology annotation, molecular function: G protein-coupled purinergic nucleotide receptor activity. The transcript has 3 exons. Bases 670 to 1659 code for a protein of 329 amino acids.
UUUGUGUCUACUGUAUGUUCUACAGAGGAGGAAGGACUGGUGUAAAACUCUUCAGCUUCAUCAACCUCCAUGAAACAAGACUAGACGAAGGAAAUGAGAGCGUGCUCUCCGAAAGCAGGAACUGAUAAGACAGAGUUUGGCCACAGACAUUUGAAAGGGGAGGUGUUUUUUUUUUUUUUGCUGUUUUCUUGUGGUUGCUAGUCUGACACAGAAUCUGGAAACUUUGGUUUCCGUAACGUCACUACACUGCUGUCCACAGUAUAGAGGAGGGACUUGGUUCUCUCUAGCACUUCUUGGUUUGCUUUCUCUCUUUUUGUUGCUUUUUUCUAGUCGUCGCUCUGCCACAGAAGAGUCAUGGCUGGGCUCUAGAGCCGAUUCGGACUCCUAGUCGCGUGGCCGAUUUGCACGUCAGUUUGUGGCCGUCUUGCUCAGCGGUACAUGCGAGUGAUUCAUCUUCAAAGGGACUGCGAUGCAUGAGGGGAAAACUAGAAACUUGUGCACGAAACGGUUCACCACUUCCUGACAUGCUCAUGUAAUGUGUCUGCGGAGAGGCCCAGUGACGUGCAGACACAGACACCGACACCAACGUACCGUAUGUCAGUCAACCUCAGCUUAGUCAUCAGGAGCUGAGGUUUUGAGCUAUACUCACCUUCACUUCACCAAUCAGCAAUGGCGUCCUCCUUCAACUCCAGCUGUGUGGUCAAUGACAACAUGGAGCCCUUCGCAGCCAUGUACAUCGUCAUCUUCCUGGUGGGGAUGGCUGGGUGUCUGGUGUCCCUCUGGGCCUUCGUCCGCGGCCGCGCCACCAAAAAGUGCAUGAGCGUCUACCUCAUCAACCUGCUGACCUCCGACUUCCUCCUGAUGCUCGCGCUGCCGUUCAAGAUCGCCAAGGACCUGGGCGUGGACUCGGUCCCCUUCAGCGUCUUCCAGUGCCAGUGCAGCAGCGUGCUCAUCUACAUCAACAUGUACGCGUCCAUCACCUUCCUGGCCUUCGUGAGCAUGAACCGCUACCUGCAGAUCACCCAGAGCUCGCGCCUGCUCCACCUGCAGGAGCCGUGCUUCGCCGGCGUCAUGUCCGCCGUGGUCUGGCUCCUGGUGCUCUUCAUCAACGUGCCCAACAUGGUCAUCCCCAUCGAGGAGGAGCUCCCCGCGGCGCCCUUCGGCUGCGCCGAGCUCAAGACCCAGUUCGGGAAGCACUGGCACGUGCUGUCCGUCUUCCUGGGCAUGGCCAUCUUCCUCAACGCCUCGGCCGCGCUGCUGCUCUCCAACGGCCUGGUGCUGAAGCAGCUGUGGGGGCGGCGCCACGCCGAGCCGGCGGAACGCGCCAGCGCGCGCCAGGCCACCGUCAGCAUCGCCACGGUGACCGGGGCCUACGUGCUGUGCUUCGUGCCGUACCACGCCGUGCGCAUGCCCUACACCUUCACCCAGACCAACAUCAUCGGCGACUGCGAGCUCCACCGCUCGCUCUUCCUCGCCAAGGAGUCCACGCUCCUGCUGGCCAUCCUGCACCUGUGCUUCGACCCCAUCCUCUACUUCUACCUGUCCAGCUCGGUCAGGUUAAAGGUCACCGGGGUGCUCUCCAGCAUGAGGGGCCGUGCCGUGGACAAAGAGACGGCGCCUGGCCCUGAACUAGAGCAGAAGCUAGCGACGGAACCAUGAGAGAGAGAGAGAAAGAGAGAGACAGAGAGAGAGAGAGAGAGAGAGAGAGAGAGGAAGAGAGGGGGGGAGAGAGAGAGAGAGAAGAGAGGAAGUGACAGUGGGACUAAAAGAGAGGAUGAUAGCAUAUUACGUCUGUAAGAAAGGGUUUGUGGUUUGUGGCUUUGUGCUUUUACAUAACCCUACAACUCUAACCCUCUCCCUGACCAUGGACCCUGGCCAUAACGAAUGUAUAAUGAGCGGGUAAAAAAGAGAAAUGAAUGAUACAGUAUAAGUGUGUGUGUGUGUUCAUGUGUGUGUGAGAUAGAUAGAUAGAUAGAGAGAGAGAGAGAGAGAGAGAGAGAGAGAGAGAGAGAGAGAGAGAGAGAGAGAGCAAAGGAAGGAGUGCAUGCGUAUGUGUACGUGAGAGAGAGGGUGUGACGGACACCACGGGAAAUAAGAAAAGCAGACAGAAGGAGACAAAAUCAGUGCAACGUGACUGUGAGACAUCAUGAAACCAGUAGAAACCUGUCCAAAAUGGUGGAAAGACCAUGUACGGUCAAUAAUAGAGUCCGACUGACCACAGAACUAGGAUUGGUAUCUAGAAAAAAACAACUUCCUGUUUUCACACACAACUAGGGCUAUUGUACAGAGACUGCCUUCACAGGCAGGUGCAGACUGAGUUUGUCUUUUUCAUCUUUGUGUGCAAGCAAAGUGCGCUUUAGCGUGUUCUACUGUACUGUCUCUCUUUUUAUACUUUUUGGUGCGUUUACUCAGAGAUAUUGUAAUUUAUUGUAUAAGAUUAUCAUAUUGUAAAUAGAAGUACAAAUCCAUAGAAAUAUAAUAAAAUACUGCAGCAGUAUUAUAAUUAUUGUUGAUUAACCUUAUGAUACUGCAUUGUAGGUCUGGGCUACUAUUGACACAUUUUAGUCAUGAUGCACUUAGGUGAUGAACAGUCUACUUCUUAGUUCUUUGAGCAAAGACUAUAAUUUAAUAAAUGUAUUUUAGGUUAAUGUACUGUAUAGGCUACUUUGUUUUUAAUUGAAUUGCUUAUUAAUCAAAUAAGUAGAAUCAUAUCAUAAAUGGGUCAGAUUUAUCUAUACAUUUGCAGUCCUCUGCCUGAUGAUCUUUGGUAAAAGUCCACAAAUCAACAAAUGAAAGAAGAAAAAUAAAUGAAUUACAAAAGAAAACAAAUCAACAAAACAUGCAAAACAUGCAAACAUACUGGCGGCUGUAAUUUG